UCCCCAGGGUCGCGCCGUGCGGCCGCCAACUCAGAUUUCUGCACAGUUUUCCCCGGAGAAUUAUCCUUUAAAACAUCGCAAGAUCUCCAGUAACGACAAGGUAAAAUAUCAUCAGGCUUGUAACAAGCAAAGAACAAAACAAGAUCAUGUCAGGUGGAAUGAAAACCCUGCGCAUCAAGUCCGGAAAUGACAUCAAACUUGAUCUGCCAAUCAGCGGGGACCCUCCACCGACGGUCACGUGGUAUAAGGAUAACAAAGAGUUGCGUAAUUUGGGCCGAUACAGCAUCCGGAACACCCCCAUUUCUACCAUACUGAAGGUGCGCGGUGCAGACUGGACAGACGCGGGAGUAUAUACACUAAAGAUUUCUAAUGAGUUGGGAACCAACAAGGCCGAUAUAAAGAUUGAGGUGAUUGGCCCUCCCGACCCCCCUAAGGGCCCCCUGACAGUCAGUGACGUCACCGCUGAAACUGCUGUGCUGACAUGGGCACCACCACAGUACGACGGCGGAGCGGAGGUGAUGAACUACGUUGUUGAGAAGACGGACAGUUUCGGGUUGACCUGGGUGUUCGUGAACACAAACGUACAGAGGAACACGAUCCGUGUGACCGGACUGAUCCCUGAUGGGGAGUACAAGUUCAGGAUCAGCGCAGAAAACAGGUUUGGCACGGGACGUCCCAUCGAGACUGACGUCAUCGUAGCCAAGAACCCGUACGACAUCCCGCCCUCCCCCCGAGGCGUGCGGAUAGUGGAUGCAACCGGUGAAACCAUCAUAUUGGCAUGGCGACCGCCUGCAGACGACGGCGGGUCAGAGAUCACAGGUUACAUUGUGGAACGACGUGAGAAGACCAGCCGCCGCUGGGUGAAAGUUAACAAAACUCCCGUCAGGAAACUGGAGAUCCGUUCACAGGGGCUCGUGAAGGGCCUGGAGUACGAGCACAGGGUGAGCGCAGUGAACGCGGCGGGAGUGGGGACCCCUAGCGAACCAACCGAGCUGGUGGAGAUCAUUGAUCCCGUUGACGAACCGACUGAAUUGAAGGUUACAGAGGUAUCCAGGAAUUCGGUGUCGUUGAAGUGGACAAGGCCCCUUAGCGACGGAGGAAGCCGCAUCGUGACGUACAUCAUCGAGCGACGUCAAAUGAAGGAUGCUGAGGAGACUUGGCUGCUCUGUAACGACUCGAACGUGCAAGACACCAACUUCACUGUGGGGAACCUGUUAACGGAUGAGGUCAUCGUCUUCAGGGUGUCUGCCCGUAACGCCGCCGGGGUCGUCAGUAAGCCCAGCGAACCCACGCCGCCCGUGGUGCUGAGGGACGAGGAACGCCCGCCUGUGGUGCAGGUGGACGCCAAGACUAAGACAUCUCAGCGGAUACGGGCAGGAGAGUCCAUACAUCUCAUCGUCAAUGUCACCGGGAAACCACGCCCUGCUAUCUUCUGGACCAAAGAUGAAGUUGAUAUCCUGAAAGUUUCCGGAGUCAGGGCGACAACUGUAGAAAAGAACCUAGGGCCUACUUGUGAGCUCUAUAUUGCGUCAUCAGAACGUGCGCACAAUGGGAAAUACGUCAUCACGGCUCAAAACGAGUUAGGGCAGGCGUCCGAGACACUGGAGCUUGUGGUCACCGACAGACCACAGCCACCCGAAGAUGUUGAAGUGACUGAGAUCACCCCAGAGACCGCCACAGUCACGUGGCGCCCACCUGAAGACGACGGCGGGUCAGAGGUCACAAGCUACGUUGUGGAAAAGUAUGACUUCAAGGAGAAAGAGUGGACGGAGGUGAAUCGUAAUGUCCGUAAGACGCCCUGCACCGUGACAAGGCUCGUCGGCGGACGGGUUUACAAGUUCGGCGUGCGUGCGCAGAACAUGUACGGCGUCAGCGACAGGAGAGCCACGUCACAGAUGGAGGCCAAAUACAACUUCGAGCCACCUGAAGCACCUGACAUGCCCCGGCCAAUGCAGAUUUCCAGGGAAGAGAUAGUCCUUCGUUGGAACGCGCCCCCGGCGGAUGGAGGCAGUCCAGUGCUCGGGUACAUCCUGGAGAAGAAGACCGGCACGUCUGUGCGCUGGGACCGGGUCAACACGGACCCCAUCGCCACAGAGAUCUACACCGUACCCACCGUGGAGGGAGGGGAGUACGACUUCAGGGUCGCCGCAGUGAACGCAGCAGGGGUGGGCAAGUUCAGUGUGUCGUCGGGACGGAUUGUAGCGAGAAACAUUGGGAAGCCGGGGCCGCCACCCAGUGUGACUGUAGUGGACACCACCAGGUCCUCUGCCACCGUGCGAUGGACACAGCCGGAGGACAAAGGAGGCGCUGCCAUCCAGGGGUACGUUCUGGAAGUUAAAGAUACGAAGACAGGGUGGCGCAAGUGCCACACAUGUGACGUCAUCAAGGGUUGCAACAUGACCGUGACUGGACUAGAUCCGGGUCAGGAGUACCUGUUCCGGGUCAGCGCCGUCAAUGAACAUGGACAGGGAGAGGAGACGGAAACCACUGAGUCUGUAGAAGCUAAGGAUAGACUUGAGCCACCGGAAGUGGAAGUAGACCCCUUGAUGACGCGCGGCACCUCGGUGCAUGCUGGCGAGACUCUGCACCUUAAGGCGGGAAUCAGCGGCAGACCUGCUCCGGAGGUCACGUGGUCCAUCCCACAGGAGGAGCGCGAGGGUCGCAUCGCUGUGGACACUACGACAAAGGACACGCAGCUGUUGGUGAUGAACUGUGACAGGACUGACGCUGGCAGAUACGUACUUACCCUUAAGAACAGCGUUGGUGCCAAGACAAUGACGUUCAGUGUCAAGGUGCUGGACAGUCCGUCUACUCCCGUCAACCUUCGAGUCAAGGACGCCAACAAAAAUCAGGCUGUUCUCAACUGGGAUCCUCCAGAGAAGGACGGAGGUAGCCUGGUCACACACUACAUUGUUGAGAAGAGAGAACAGUCACGACGCACCUGGGGUCCCGUGGAUAGGGAGGUGCAGAGGAACUCCUACCGGGUCAACAUGGUCGAGGGCAACCACUACUACUUUCGAGUCACUGCCGUGAAUGAAUAUGGAGAGGGCGUCCCGGCGGAAACCACGGCACCGACCCUGGCGGCCGACCCUGUUGAGGUGCCCGAUCCACCAAGAUUCCUGGAGGUGACCCAGGUGACGGAAACAAGCAUAGGUCUGUCAUGGGAGAAACCUGACUGGGACGGAGGCGCCAGGGUGGAGACGUAUGUCAUUGAGGGACUAUGGGAAGGCAGCAACUCCUGGACGUUUAUGAAGAACACAUGUCAGACUCACGUGACCCUGAUGGGACUGGACGAGGGGAUGACGUACAGCAUCCGGGUCCGUGCGCAAAACGGGGCGGGAAUCGGGCAUCCGGCGGAGGUGGAGGAGGAUAUCGUCUGCAGACAUCAGGGGAGCCUGCCCAUGGUGGACCUGGGAAUGCUAUAGAACAAUACACUGGAGUAAUCUGUACUAUGGUGAUAAGCUAGAUGACAGUCCCAAGUGCGCAUGUGUAGGCGUGAUGCAUAGCGGUUUAAGGUCAAAGUGUAAGGCCCCUGCCAUGGUCAAUUUCUCUAUCUAUGCCAGGAGCCUUAAACUUUUAUCUCAGACCACAGCUGUGAACAUGCUCACUUUGUACUUGGAAUGUGAACUGACAUUGGAGCCAAUAAAAGAGUCACUGCACGUGACAACAGCUGGGCGCCUCACCACAUUUUGCUUGGAUUAUGUUGAGAGUCAAGUUGCCACUGUACUAUUGAGCUCAAUUUGCCUGUAAAUAUUGUAAUGUGCAAAUGUACAAAAAUGUAAGACUACCUUAUCUAUACAAUGUCAAAGAAACUGAAAGGAGUGGACCAUUUGUAAGAUCAGGACAAAAGAUAUUCUUACAGUGACGUGUCGCUUUUAAAAGUGCGCCCUGACAAUGGCAGUCACAUAUAUAGACACGUACUCAUCUUUGUAUACUGGAUAUGACUUUUAGCACGGCGGUUGUGUGGUCUAUAGUAAAUGAAACCAGGACAUACUUGUGUGGAGACAUAACAACCUUGCAAGGCAGCCAUGUGCUUAAUUUUAUUUAUGACAAAAUAGCCGAGGUGCUAUUGCCGGACGUGACAAAACUGGUAAAUUUGACCAGAUUAUAUCGAGACUUUGUAAUCUGACCCGACAGUGAAUUCUUUGCAUGCUUGUAUGAUUCAUAUUAUAAAAAUAGGAGUUGUGAUUAGUAUACAUGGGUGUUGUUUUGAUAUUGAUUACAAGUAGUUAGUAGUUACCAAGCCAAUUGCGUGUUCACUUGCAUGAUUCAUUUAUUCUUCAUACCGCAAAUACAAUAAAUAUAUGCAUGACGGAUGUCUAAUUAAAUCCCAUGUAACUGUGCACUAUUGUCUUAUUAGUUUGCAAUACCUGAAAUGAACAAUAGCCAUUCAAAAUUAUUUAAAACAAUUGUCUGGUAUCAUGAAAUAAAAAAGUGCCAAC
Messenger RNA from Branchiostoma floridae (Florida lancelet), 4442 nucleotides. Its product is annotated as titin-like. The transcript has 22 exons. Gene Ontology annotation, molecular function: protein binding. The record is from RefSeq and is a predicted model, not a curated record. NCBI's taxonomy places the organism in Eukaryota, Metazoa, Chordata, Leptocardii, Amphioxiformes, Branchiostomatidae. The coding region runs from base 147 to 3425 and encodes 1092 amino acids.